Messenger RNA from Cydia strobilella, 597 nucleotides. It is a transcript of the gene CPH32, whose product is annotated as lamprin 1.8-10-like. The coding region runs from base 99 to 491 and encodes 130 amino acids. Lineage: Eukaryota; Metazoa; Arthropoda; Insecta; Lepidoptera; Tortricidae. The transcript has 3 exons. The record is from RefSeq and is a predicted model, not a curated record.
CGCGCCCUAAGUACUAGACCGCCUAGAGACCUAGAGGGGCUACUCGUAUAAAAGCGCCCGCCUCCCAACCUGGCCAGUGCUCCACCGAACACGACAACAUGAAGGCUAUCCUGUGCGUUUUCCUGCUGGCCGCAGCUGCCGUAUACGGCGCAGAAGAGAAGAAGAACGAGAAACGCGGCGUGCUAGGGCUCGGUUACGGCGGGCUUGGCUACGGCGGGUUGGGCUACAGCGGGCUGGGCUACAGCGGGUUGGGCUACGGUGGGCUGGGGCAUGGAUACUACGGCGCCGGGCUGGGGCAUGGAUACUACGGCGGCGGGCUGGGGCACGGGCUGGGGCUGUACGGCGGGCACGGCGUGUAUGGCGGCCAUCUAGCAGCACCCAUCGCCGCACCCAUCGCGCAUGCUCCCCUCAUCAGCCAUAGCGUAGCAGCACCUAUCGGCGUGGGCUACCACGGCGCGCCACUUCUCGGCCUCGGUCAUGGCUGGCAUUAGGCCCCGGCCUCUAGGCCUCGCGUCUACACGACUUAUGAUAAGGUGUCGUCGAGUGAUAGUGCCAAAUUAAGUCUUCGCUGUCUAUUCAAUAAAUUAAAAAUCGGAA